CUUCUGUAGAAAUGUGUGUGUGUCUCUGUGUGUGCAAUAUUAGAGAAGGUUUAAAAGUUGUUACCAAAGUAGAAAGUACGCGCGUUCAAUUCAUCGGUGGCGCCGUUUUGUGUGUGAGUGUGUAUGCCUUGCAGAUUCUCAACUGUUUUCGCCCAUUCUCAGGCAUUUUCUAAGCCGAGAUUGAUGUAAAUGGCUUUGGAAACGCUUUGGAACCGAAAGGAAUUCUCGCGGAGUAAAAUCUGUAAAAGAUCUGCAAAUUUACUCUCAUGUAGAUUGGACGGAUUGUUAAUGAAAGUCUUUUUUUCUGUUGAUGGAAGUGACAGCGGCGCUAACAACAAACAUAAAAUCUGAGAGAUAGAGGAAACAUAUCAAUGGAAAGAGGAAAAUUAAUAAACCAUAUCAUGAGUGGAACUUUGUAAAUGGACUAAAGGGAUGGUUUUACUCUGACGCGGAUUGAAUUCACUACAAAAUUCAAAUCACACUAGAGAGGGUCGUGGAUAUUCGCCUCUAGACUACAGAGGGCUCUCUCCAAACACUCUGUCAGGAUGAGCUCUGCUUUGGGACAUCAAUAUGAUCUGACCCAUUGUAAUAUUAAUCUUGUGUGGCACUUCUGUUUAUCGUCACUUCAACUCUCUCGGUUGUGGAUAUAGCAGCACUUACGAUAGUUCUUUAAAUACAUCGAGAGUCAAUUCCUCAUCUUUGAAGUAGGAGAAAAAACUUGAAUUUUGUGAAAAUCGGAUUCAAAGGGAUAUUUGUUAGCUAUCUGUGAUUGAUGCGUUCCAAACUCUGGAACUUUAAGCGAAGUAAAAUUCUAAAAACAAAUAUAAAAAGACUCAACCAUGGAGAACGAUCCAAACACAUUUUCUAUUCGGUUAGUGAAGAGACCGCCGCAUGGCCUCGGAUUCUUGGUGAGGAAGAGAAAGUGCAAUCCGCCUGUUCUGAUUUCGGAUUUGAUAUCCGGAGGAGUGGCUGAGAAUUCGGGGCUCGUACGGAUAGGGGAUAUACUUCUUGCGGUUAACGGCGUUCAACUUACAGAUGUGCCUUAUAAUACUGCACUUGAGGUACUUCGAAGCGUUCCUAUGGACACGCCUUGUGUGAUCGUUUUGAAAGGUCCUGAAGGUUACCGCACUCGACUGGAAACCGUCAUGUCACCGGAUGGUGCCGUUAAUAUUGUACGGAUAACCGAACCGGAACAGACAGAUGAAACACCAAACAAGACGUCACCGGGUAUCGGACCCAAAAAGCAGCGGCGAUCUAGUCGAGACAGUUCAAGGAGUCCCACACGUGCCCCUUCUUCGACAUGGCCUCGCAAUGCACAUUUACCAAAUUAUGAAAACACCAUCUACAACCAAGCUCAACUCCAUAACGGCAUCAUCGUACAUGGGAGCCAUCAACCACCUCGACCACGGACUCAUACACCGGACAAUAGUCCUUAUCGCUAUGGGAGUCCUGCGCGUAGAUCGCGACGUGAUCGAGAUAGUAGUAGAUCUCCUGCUCGAGGUAGUCUACCGACAAGCCCCGUUCGGAAUUUCAGCUAUCGUGAACCAUCCCCUUGCUACUGCAACCGCCAUGGUAUCCCUGAAUAUCAAAACGUGUUUGCAUGGAACGGCACCUACCCUCGUGAUGUCUACCAGCUGAAGAUCAUGCAACAACAACAGCAACAGCCACAUGAAGAAUUUUACUACGACAGUCCCCGCACAUCUGUAGACUACGACUUAGACGGAGAACGUGCGCGUAAUCAGGGAAUGUCCCUGAUUGAGGAAUCACACGAAUAUCAAUCCGAAAGUAAAGGCAUCCAAUGUCCCGAGAGGAUCAUCACGGUCAGGAGUCCGGGUUUUUCAUCCCCAGAAAAAGAAACGAGAGAGAUUUACGUCAACUUUGCAAACGGAUCACGUGACCAUAACGAGGUCAAAAGCGAGUUCCAUUCAGAAUCAGAGCCUGCGGGGGUGCAGCGAAGCAAGACAGAAGUACACGACCGACAGGAGUUUAGUCAACAAACACCGCCCGAAGAAGGAACACCACUAAACGCGAACUUGCUCAAAGAACCACUCGUGAACGGCAUUGGUCCGAGUAACAAUAGCAUCAACGGUACCAUUACCCCUGAUAGCAAGAACUUGAGGGUUAACGGGACUUUAGUUAACGGGAUAGCAGACGGUAUGGGAGCGGGGUGUUCGGCGAAUGGGGUUGUAUCUGUGCCUGAGGGGGUUAAACAGGCCGGGAGCUAUUCUAUCAACAAGAACGCUUCUACCCCAAUUAAGCAGAACAGAACAAAUCAUAUCAAUAUCAACGGCAAAUCGAACGGCGUUCUCAUAGAACCAACUCCAGUUCAUAAUGUCUCCACCAGUGAAAUAUCAAUCCAAACAGAUCCAAUACCAUCUCCUCAGGAGAAUAAUUCUUCCAAUAAGAACACAGAAUCAAAGCAGAAUGGAGGAAGUCCACCACCAAGCAACGGUCCUACAAUAGCAGGUCCUGUCUGUCCUUUCACCAAGAAACAGGCCAAAUACGUCAGACUUCAUAAUGUCGCAGAUGGAAAGCAGUUUACAGAUACCUUGCAUCAAAAGGCAUUCAUUGAUCUUCAUUGCUCGGAAAAGAAAUGCAUGGGUUCAAUCAUGUUUCCUCCUCGAGAAAAAAGAAGGAGCAAGGAUGAGCUUACUGUACAUGCCACUGACUUCAUCAAUCAAUACUUUACUCAUAUCAAGAGGGCAGAUACAGCGGCUCACAAGAAGCGUUUGGCGGCUGUAUUGGAUUCCAUUGAGAAGACUGGUACGUACCAGCUAACUGAGACUGAGCUUAUCCUUGGAGCUAAAACCGCGUGGAGGAAUGCUCCGAGAUGUAUUGGAAGAAUACAGUGGACUAAACUACAGGUAUUUGAUGCCCGCAAUGCUAGCACGCCCCAGGAAAUGUUCCAGGCUAUCUGUAAUCAUAUGAGCUAUGCCACAAACAAAGGCAAUCUCAGAUCUGCAAUCACAAUCUUCCCUCAGCGAGGGGAGAAGGAUAAAGAUUUCCGAGUUUGGAACAGACAGCUACUUGGUUACGCUGGUUACAAGCAACCUGACGGUACGAUCAUCGGGGAUCCAGCUGGUGUGGAAUUCACUGAGGUUUGUCAGAAGCUUGGAUGGAAGGGAAGCGGUGGUCGUUUUGAUGUUCUUCCUCUUGUUCUCCAAGCCAAUGGCGAAGAUCCUGAGAUGUAUGACAUCCCACCUAGUCUCAUCCUUGAAGUCCCCCUUGAACAUCCAAAGUUUCCAUGGUUCAAAGACCUUGGCUUGAAAUGGUAUGCUUUGCCUGCCGUGUCUAGUCUGAUGCUUGACCUUGGUGGCUUAGAGUUUACAGCAUGUCCGUUUAAUGGUUGGUAUAUGGUAACAGAAAUCGGAGCCAGAGAUAUAUGCGAUACCAACAGGCUCAAUCUUAUUGAGAACAUCGGCGUUCAGAUGGGUCUUGAUAUUAGUACCAAUGCAACACUGUGGAAAGACCAAGCUCUUGUAGAAGCCAACGUUGCCGUCUUAUAUAGUUAUCAGAAACUGAACGUGACGAUCACGGACCAUCACUCAGCGUCGGAAUCGUUUAUGAAGCACAUGGAAAAUGAGCAGAGACUUCGAGGAGGAUGCCCAGCCGAUUGGGUAUGGAUUGUACCUCCAAUCUCAGGGAGUAUAACACCAGUGUUUCAUCAAGAGAUGCUUAACUACCAGCUUAAACCAUCAUAUGAGUAUCAGGAUGAUCCAUGGCAUUCACACGUAUGGAAGAACAACGCCGCAGGAACUGAGAAUAAACCAAGAAGAAGAAAGCUUCUCACUUUCAAGGAGGUUGCAAAGGCUGUGAAGUUCUCUACGAAGAUGAUGGGUAAGGCCUUGGCUAAGCGAAUCAAAGCUACAAUAUUGUAUGCCACAGAGACUGGCAAGUCUGAGAAAUACGCCAAGACACUGUGUGAGAUAUUCAAACAUGCCUUUGACGCAAAGGUUAUGAACAUGGAAGAAUACGACGUCGCUAACAUCGAACACGAGUCCCUUCUUCUCGUCGUCACGAGUACAUUCGGUAACGGAGAUCCACCUGAGAACGGGGAGGAAUUUGGCAACUAUCUUCUAGAACUUUCCCGAGACGGUGAAGGAGAUGGUCCAAGCAGAGAAUCAGUAAGUGGAGAGGAUAAGGAUCCCCGUAAUAGAAGCCUUCGGUCUAUUCGAUUCGACAAUAAACCAAACAAGCCAGUACAUCGAGCCAGCUCCAUGGCUAAACUUGACGAGAGCUCAGGAAUACUUGCUAACGUUAGAUUCUCAGUAUUUGGUCUGGGAUCCCGUGCUUAUCCUCACUUCUGUGCGUAUGCUCGUACAGUAGAUCAGUUGAUUAGUAAUCUUGGAGGUGAAAGGAUCAACCCAAUGGGCGAAGGGGAUGAGCUAGGUGGUCAAGAAGAUGCUUUCAGGAGGUGGGCCAAAGAUGUCUUCAAGGCCGCAUGUGAGGUGUUCUGUAUCAAGGAUGGUGUCAACCUAGUGGCUGCAAGCGAGGCUCUGAACAAGAACGAGAAUAGUUGGAACCCUCAGAGAUUCCGGGUAUCCGUUGGUGAAGAGGCAGCCCUCAAGAGCGAUGAACUCAAUGCAGGACUUUCAGUAUUACAUGGCAAGACUGUCCUUCCGUGUCUUCUUACUGAACGCAUGGAACUUCAAGCCAAAAACUCAGAACGGUCCACCAUCUUCGUACGUCUGGAUACCCAAGGUGCCUCAGAACUUCUUUACGAACCUGGUGAUCACGUGGCCAUCUGUCCAGCCAAUAACAAGGACUUGGUAGACCGUGUUCUUAAGUACAUUGAUUGCGAGUACUCUAUGGAUACAGUGAUUAAGGUUGAAUUCCAACAGCAGAAGCAGACAGCUCUUGGCAUGUUUUUCGACGAAGAUAUAGAAGAUGGUGUGAUCAAGGCAUGGCACGACACCGAGCGCCUUCCGAAAUGUUCCAUCCGAGAAGCUCUCACAAACUACCUAGAUAUCACCAUACCCCCGACACCAGACUUCCUCCGUCUUCUAUCAACCCAAGCUACCGACAAGGAUGAAGAAAAUGCCCUUGCUGUUCUGGGCAAGGGUGGUAGCAACUAUGAGGUAUGGAAGUACGAACACAGCCCGAACCUUCCAGAAGUGUUUGAGCAAUUCCCUUCGGUAAAGGUCAGUGCUAGCUUCCUUCUGACCGAGCUGGCCAUCCUGAAGGCAAGAUAUUACUCCAUCUCAUCUAGUCCUAAGAUGUUUCCAGGGGAAAUCCAUGCUACUGUCGCGGUUGUUGAGUACAGAGUCAAAGGUCCAAGGGGUCCGAUCCACCGUGGUGUGUGUUCAUCAUGGAUGAAUGAUCUAGAUUUAAAGAAACCUAUGCCUUGCUUCAUCAGACAGGCACCAACAUUCCACAUGCCUGAGGACCGAGCCCAGCCUCUUAUCAUGGUUGGUCCUGGGACUGGCAUCGCACCUUUCAGAAGCUUCUGGCAACAGCGACAGAUCGAGCUUCGUUUCACCAAACCAGAAGCGGAAGACGGUCGUAAGAUCCUAGGUGACAUCACACUUAUCUUCGGAUGUCGGGGGUCAAAGGUCGAUGAUAUCUAUCAAGAAGAGAAGGCGAUGGCAACAAAGGAAAGGGCGAUCAUCAAUAAUCUAACGGCGUAUUCUCGGGAGCCUAACAAGAAGAAGGUAUACGUACAAGAUAUGAUGCAGCAACAUGGUAAAAUGAUCUAUGAGACUAUCUGCAAGAGUGGAGGUCAUUUCUAUGUUUGUGGAGAUGUUUCGAUGGCAGCUGAUGUUGGUUCAAGGCUUGAGCUCAUCCUGGCUGAGCAGAGCGAUAUGUCGCAAGAAGAGGCUCAUGAUUUCGUCGCAAAAAUGAAGGAUACGAACCGGUACCACGAAGAUAUCUUUGGCGUGACAAUAAGAACAGCUGAAAUUCAGACCAAAAUGGAGAGAGCAGCUCGUCGUGCCCAGGUGCUGAUUACAGAUAGUAGUAACAAACUCACACCAGCGGUCAAACCAUUCGAGAACGGAAACGGGACGAUCUCUGCAAGGAGCACGGAUGAUAUCAGAUCCUUGAAUAAGCAUGCCCGCAUAUAUUCGUCUAGUCUCUCUAUAAGCUCUUGCUACAAAGAGGAAAAUGUUGGAUUGACGGCACCUAAAAGUGAAACACCGAAGGGCAGGAGAACGACAAGGAGAUCGAUCACGGCCACUGUACUCAUGUCAGACGAAGAGCUUACCAAUCUACGGAAAAUGGCAGAGGCAGAUGAAAAAACACGGAAGGAUAUGGACAACCUCAGCGAAGGAGGAAUACCGAACGGGAACGCCGCAAAGCACUGAAAAUUCAAAGACCACAUCAGCUGGAUUUCUGAUAAAAACAUUUGCUGUCAAUUUUGAAAGGAGAUAAGUUUAAACUCAUUUUCAUACGACAGUGAUACGUCAAUAUAACUAUGUUAAAUUUGCGAAGCUAUUUUAUGUCGACUGAUUUUGAAUUUGAUUUGGAAUCGGCGUCAAAUUUUGAAUUCAAGACUCGCCUUUACGAGACUCAUUUUUGUGAAGGGCGGUAUAUAUAGUUACAUCAUCAAUCGAAGCUCGUGUAAAUGUAUUUUACUUUUGACCCUUGACUUUGGAUCAGAUUAUGCAAUGACAGAACAGUCCUACUUGAUUUAAAUCAGCGUGACGAGCAUCAACAACGGACGGCAUCCUAACUUUUGACUCGAAAUUCAUAUGUUUUGAUGAUACUUUUCUGGACUAUAUCGUUACAUCUUUGGCAAGAGAGUUAUUAUCAGUGCACAUGCAAUAUCCUAGGCAUUUGAUACCAAGUAUGUGAUGGUGUUUGUAUGAUAGUUGCAUGUUUGGCAUCCUAACGAACGGUCUAAUGUGAGUUUGGAAAUACUAAUGAGUUUCUGGUGUUUUCUAAAACCUGAGUUACUAUGUUUGCACAUGUAAUGGAAUGCCUUUUUGAUAAGUCACUUCAAGCACGUGCCCCCUCCCUUCUUUUAAUUUUUCGUUGUUUUUGGUGUUAGUGUGUAACAUACAAAGACAUUGUACAUUGUCUGAUCAAACUAUUUAUUGUAUAUGGAUUUUAUAAGUGUUAUUUCCUGCUUAUAAUCAAAUAAUUAUUCAGAAAAACGAAGAGAUUACAAAUUUAUAUCGAUGUAUUAUUUAUUGCGUUUGACUGUAGAGUGUAAUCAUAUAUAUAGUUAGAAUUAUUGGUGGAUGUAGCAGCUAAAACUUUGACGAUGUGAAAUUUCCCGGCGGCUGUAAAAUGUGAUAAAUCUAUUAUAUCUUGUAGAAAAGUAAAUAAAUAGGCAAACACAAUCAGUGAAGAUGGCGAAAGUAAUUUAAGGACGAAUGUAUUAUAUUCAAACACGAUGAUUAUCGUUUAAAAGUAGUAAAUGUUAAUCAUGCAAAUAAGCCAUCUUUUAUUCUAUAAAAUGUUCUACCAAUUGUUAUUUCGAGUGUAUUCUCUUUUUUGCGUAACGAUUUGCAAGAUUGAUUAAUAUAUUGUCGAAUUGAAACGUAUCGAUCUGUUAGCACUUGGCAACAAGUAAAAAGAAAAAAUGAGUAGAAAAGUGAGACGGUUUGAGGUCAUUCAUGAGACAAAAUGAGGUAAUUAGAACUUUCUUUAAUAAUUGUAUAUAAAUGUGCUUCUGAAAUUAUGAUAGUCGAAAUGUUUUAUUUGCGGUGACUGGAUAGUUAUAUUAUUCUAGGCAUUAUUAGUAAACAAGUUGUACGAACAAACUUUAUGAUCAUAAAAUAUAUAUGUAUCCAGUGUAAAUAGUUUUAAACAAACUCUCGUUAUUUAAAUAUUCUAUGGAUUUUUCAAAUUCAUGUGUUUAUGUGUCAUAUUACGUAUCAUUGCCUUUUAUUUAAUAUUGUUAUGUACUCGGCAGAGUUUCAAAGACAUUGAUGUCAUAGUCAGAGUUAAUUUGUCAUUGGGAUUCAUAAUUAGCAAUGAAGUGCAAUAUUCAUUGAAUAAUAUUAUGAUGAGUGAUUUUUCAUAUUUAUAGGGUGAUCAAAUAAGGAGGCUACAUCAAGAUGUCUUUGAAGAUCAUAAUUAAUUUCAAAUUUGGUAUACUUCAUUAUAAUCCUAUAUUAUAAUCGGGACUUUAUCUUUAACAUUGUCAUUUUAUAUACAAUCAUGAUUAUAUUACUGUAUUGUUACUAUGCUUAUUGAUGUAACUUUUUAUUUUCAUUUUGCCGUGGAAUUACAUCUAUAAUAUUGUGGUUUGUUUUUAAAUAAUACCUCUGAUGGAAUUUUUUUAGCACGAUAUUUCCCUUUUAUGGAAAAUACUCUGAAUAACAUGGCCAAUCAAGAAUGA
Messenger RNA from Lytechinus variegatus (green sea urchin), 8287 nucleotides. Its product is annotated as nitric oxide synthase, brain-like. Gene Ontology annotation, biological process: nitric oxide biosynthetic process. Bases 840 to 6302 code for a protein of 1820 amino acids. The record is from RefSeq and is a predicted model, not a curated record. The transcript is spliced from 30 exons. NCBI's taxonomy places the organism in Eukaryota, Metazoa, Echinodermata, Echinoidea, Temnopleuroida, Toxopneustidae. Gene Ontology annotation, molecular function: protein binding; FMN binding; nitric-oxide synthase activity.